Messenger RNA from Botrytis deweyae, 2055 nucleotides. RefSeq lists its product as uncharacterized. NCBI's taxonomy places the organism in Eukaryota, Fungi, Ascomycota, Leotiomycetes, Helotiales, Sclerotiniaceae. The record is from RefSeq and is a predicted model, not a curated record. The coding region runs from base 1 to 2055 and encodes 684 amino acids. The transcript has 2 exons.
AUGCCUAAGCCUCAGAGACACGCGGAUUGGCUCAACAAUUAUUUCAACAUUAACAAUGUCAAUGGAGACCUAAAGUUGACAAGCAGAGAGAUUGCAGAUUUAUGCAAUAAACAACUUAAGACGGAGGCCUGGACUAAGGGACCACCCCCAAAAAAUCGGCGAAUAAUGACCAAUGGCGUUGACGCGCAGACAGUAGGACGACAUAUGCAGGAGCUCAAAAAGAAGAAAGCCGGAAAGCCGCGAGCCACACGUCGCACUCAAAGCGCGAUUAAUAGGAUCGAUAGUGUCCUUGCGAAGAGAGAUGGACGUCUAUGGACAGGCGAUAGAAUGCUUCUGGCGAAGUUGAACCAAACCAAACCGGAAAACAUCAAAAAUUAUGUUGAAGAAAAGGUCAGACAAGAAGGCAGGAGGGCGAAAGAAGCUGGUGGACAAGUACUCCAAGAUUGGGAGGCCCGAAAACGCUCGAGGGUAGCCUCGAACAAAUAUGCUAACAAGAUGUGGGCAGAGUAUAAUAAACCUGGAAAGGAGGACGAGUAUUUGCAAAAGCUAGAAAAUGGCCUGAUCAGUCUCAAGACAGGCGAAGCUAUCACAGCAAACUCAAGAAACCACCCAGGAUCAUCUUUAAAUCCCGCCAAUGGAUACAACCUAAGCACAAAUGAUGGUGAAGGUGACGACGAAGCUAUCGAUGCAGAUGCCAGCGAUGCUAUCGUAGACGACGACUAUCCGAUGGGUAAUGUCAUCGGAAACGAGUCUGAAUCUCAGACUGGAUACGACUUCGUGGCUGAUUCACCAGAGUACCCUGACCACAUCAAUGAUCUCCCUCAAUCCCAGACGCAGGUUGAUAUUGGUGUCAACAAUAAAAAAUUGAACCUGACUGAUGGCAAUGCUGAGAACUCUGCGUCGCAGAUGGAUUUCGAACAAAAUUACUCCAAUGCGAAUAGGAACCCAGUAUUCAAUAAUGCAGACAUCGGCGUACCUAAUCCGAGAACAAAUGUUUUCGAGUAUCCGGCCUCGAGCUCCGGCAUCCGGGCGAUGACGCAAGACAAGGGUCCUAUGCUGGCAACCAUGCAACCAUACAGGGACAAUACCCCCUCGAGACAUAUGCACAUGAGCUUUGCACCAAGUCCUCAGGUUCAACCAAGCAGAUAUACCGGCGAACCUGUGAGACGAAGACAAAAUGAGAGAUGUCAUGUUGGCCCUCGUAAGGAAGAAGAUAUGAGAGCCUGUCAUGUAGGCUAUCAAGUCCAUAAGAACCAACACAGAAAUCAGGACGCGCCUCAAAUGUUGUCCAAUGCUCAGUUAAAGAAGAGAAAACAACCUCUGUUUGAGCAGGGAGUACUUGAAGUCGGACCAUUGAAGAGACAAUGCCAAUCUGGAGAAUUUUUUAUGUCAGAAAGACAACCCGAGUCUGAACAGCAUCUCUCGCUCGAACAGCAGCAUAAUGGACUCGACGUCGAAGAGAGGGAUGUCGAAGAAAGUCUUGAUCCAAAUUCAGACGUUGGAACCAACUUCAGUAAGACCAUCGGUAGAGGAAUCGUUGGAGAGCCCAAAAAAUUGCACGAACGUGAUAUGCGUGUACUCUCUGCGUCUACUGUGAGACCUCGCAAUCAUGAAAAUAUCGAUCAGGAAAGAGAGGCAGGCUACUGGGACAUCGUCGCGUACCCCGAAAGCGGGCUUCGGACUGAACACGUCUUCAGUAGACAGAGUCGAGAAAGCGGUCAUUUGAAUCGUCGGUCUGGCGAUAAGCCCGAAAAUGCAAUCGUCAUCCUCGAGAAUUGCGAAGAGGUCAGAACUGUCGAGCCAAGCCAAGGCGCAAGUAAUCGAAUCAGUGUUGACGCGAGACAGCCCGUCAACACAGAUAGAAAGCAUGGCUAUGUCGAGAGUGCCUCGAGUCCUAAAGGUUAUGCCAACAUUUGGUAUUCCCAGGGUAGGAUUCGAACAUUUGAACAGCCAAGUAAAAGUCCUUGGCAGGCUUACCACCAUUUCGAUGGCAUUUCAACUGCCAUUUCUAUGCAACCAACGCGAAGAAAGUCUAAGGCGUUCGCUUCGCAUUAA